Messenger RNA from Oncorhynchus kisutch (coho salmon), 4143 nucleotides. Its product is annotated as probable pleckstrin homology domain-containing family N member 1. The record is from RefSeq and is a predicted model, not a curated record. Gene Ontology annotation, biological process: lamellipodium assembly. Gene Ontology annotation, molecular function: guanyl-nucleotide exchange factor activity. The transcript is spliced from 11 exons. The coding region runs from base 378 to 1514 and encodes 378 amino acids. Gene Ontology annotation, cellular component: cytoplasm; lamellipodium. Lineage: Eukaryota; Metazoa; Chordata; Actinopteri; Salmoniformes; Salmonidae.
CAAACUGACAGGAAGGAAGAGUGAGUGCACUGUGACGCUGCUCACAGCUUUUUGCUUCUUGACUCAACUCAUCUCAGAAGCUUUGCCACCUUUUUCUUGAUAUUUCAGGGAUAGUGAUAUUGUGUUUUAGAAGAAUUUGAGAACUGAGAAGUUAAGCGACAUAGACCUCCCUUCCCUCUGCACUGUGCGGUCCUCUUUUCCUCUCCUCCCCCCCUCCCUCUCUCUACAUAUCCUCCGUCUGGUCUUAGCUGUGGGGAUGAAUGCAGACGGAGACAGAUGGUACAGUAUAGUUAGUGUACUAGGAACUGAGGGUGAAGGAAAGAGUUCUGUGUCUCGCUGGACUGGACUAGGCUGAGAGAGGAGAGUGCUACCUGGUCAUGGGAUGCUGUAGUGUGACUCAGAGAGGAGCGCAUUCCGGGAUUGAUGAUGUGGGCCCUGACGAGAUCGAGCUCCUGGAGAUUGACAACUCAGGGAUAUGGAGUCUAGGAGAGAGCAGGCUUCAGCUCUCCGUGAGGAAUGGAAAAGAUGGUCCACCCUCUCGCUACCCUUCAGUGAGACACCUCAACCAGGAGGUUGUGCUAUGGGGCAGGAGCAGAGAGGAGCUACACCACAGAAUCUACAACCAGCCCAUCCGUGACUGGGAGGGCCAACCUACACACAUGUAUGGAGAGAUAGUGCACUCCUCCCUGGUGUCUCUCCACAACAGCUACACACAGGAGACACGUGAACACUAUCUGGUGCUGUUCUCCUUCCACUUGUUGAUCCUAUCUCUGGACCACUCUCACCAUGAUUUUAUCUAUGAGGGCAUGCUGCCUCUCUCUGGACUGUCUUUCCAAGCCACUUCACUAGCCUCCAACUCGCAAACCAUGUUCCAGAUCAGUGGUCCAAUGGUGGACUCCAAAGUAUUCACCUGUGCCAGUGCAGCAGAGAUGAACAAAUGGAUACACCACAUGGAGGAGAGGAAAUACAAAUCCAUGAGCCAACUGCUAAGCCCCUCCCACUGUGCACUGUCUUACCUGGUACCCUGCGAUGAGGUCUGGAAGAAAGAGGAACUGAAAACGUAUUUACUGCAAGCCCCAAUUCAGCAGUGGGAAGGGGCCCCCAUCCAGCACAUGGGCCAGCCUGUAUACAUAUCCAUGGUCCACAUCAUCAACACACAGAGACAGGUACUCCAUCAGCAACUUCUAGUACUCUUCCCUCAAGAUGUCCUCCUGCUCUCUGUGGAUAACAAGAGCCUCAGUGUCAUAUAUGAGGGUAGAUUGCCUCGGAAAAGCAUCACAGCCGUGGAGAGGUCAGCAUUACCUGGGAGGCUGGAGUUCGAGUUAGCAGGUGAACUGAUUGAGCCGCUGCAGGUAUCUUGCACCUGUCCUGAAGAAUAUCAGAACUGGAUCUUCCAGCUACAACAGCCGGAAAAAAACCUCCAAGCUACCUCAAACCACCCGGCUCCACCUCUCAUGCCAAAAAAACAAAGGAGCAGAAAGGAGUCCCAGGAACCAAUGAUAAUUGCACAUUAAUGAGACUAACUGACCAAUGGCCUCACAAUAUAGAAGACUCAUGCCUCUUUUCAUUAAUAGACACUAUUUGUGUAUAUCGUGUAUACAGUUCCUUUAGAAAGUAUUCAUACCCCUUGACUUAUUCCACAUUUUGUUGUGUUAUAGCCUGAAUUCAAAAUUGAUUAAACAUAUAUUUUUUCUCUCACCAAUCUACAUAAAAUAGCUCCAAAUGAGUGAAAACAUGUUUUUAGAAAUGUUUGCAAAUUUACUGGAAAUGAAAUACAGAAAUAUCUAAUUUACAUAAGCAUUCACAUAAGCAUAAGCAUUCACACCCCUGAGUCAAUACAUGUUGGAAUCACCUUUGGCAGCUAUUACAGCUGUGAGUCUCUCUGGGUAAGUCUCUAAGCGUUUCGACACAUUGAUUGUAUUAUUUUAUUUUAUUUUAAUUUAAGCUCUGUCAAAGUGGUUGUUGAUCAUUGCUAGACAGCCAUUUUCAAGUAUUGCCAUAGAUUUUCAAGCCAAUUAGUCAAAACUGUAACUAGGCCACUAAGGAACAUUCAAUGUCGUCUUGGUAAGCAACUCCAGUGUAUAUUUGGCCUUAUCUUUUAGGUUAUUGUCCUGCUGAAAGGUGAAUUUGUCUCCCAGUGUUUGUUGGAAAGCAGACUGAACCAGGUUUUCCUCUAGGAUUUUGCCUGUGCUUAGCUCUAUUCCAUUUAUUUUUUAUCCUAAACAACUCCCUAGUCCUUGCCGAUGACAAACACAAUCAAUAACAUGAUGCAGCCACCACCAUGCUUGAAAAUAUGAAGAGUGGUACUUAGUGAUGUGUUGAAAUUGGCCCAAAUAUAACACUUUGGAUUCAGGACAUAAAAUGUAUUUCUUUGUAUUUCUUUGCCAAAUGUUUCACAGUUUUACUUUAGUGCCUUGUUGCAAAAAUAUUUUUAUUCUGUACAGGCUUCUUUCUUUUCACUCUGUCAUUUAGGUUAGUAUUGUGGAGUAACUACAAUGUUGUUGAUCCUUUCUCAGGACGCCUGUAUCUUUGUAUUGAUAUAUCAUCCAAAGUGUAAUUAACCCUUCUCCUACAAUUUACAUGUCCCUGUGGAAAUCAAAUUAACAAUAAAAAAUGUAUUUCAAAAUCCGUCUGUUCAAGCUAGGGCUUUGUCUCAAUCCACUGUAUCUGCCAAUAUAGCCCUUCCGCAUAUGCGGUAAAAGGUGGCAGAGCUAGAGCGGUGUUUGUCAUACCAUAAGACAUCCGGAAAAUCUGUCUUCUCGAGAAAAGGUCUAAAGCGUCCGAAAGGUUAGGCCUACAAACUACUAUGAAAGAUGAGACUCUCACGCUGAUGUUCUCCGUUUGGCUCUACGAUCCCCACAAGCUUCACAGGACUCGUCUGAAGUCGGUAAAGCCUCUUCUGCCAACUUCUGUCUGCAGCGUCCCAACAAUUUGGUCUCCACACUAAUACGACCCCUCUGUAGGACGCCCACAAGCCUCACAAGACUCCUCUGAAGGUCCCCGGACCCAAUUGUUUCCUGAGCUUUCUUAUAUCUCUCAGAUAUAGGGCAGACACUUAAAGAACAAACUUCCUUUUUAUAUAUUUGUUUUACUAUCUGUUCCAUGUAGUGAAUCUGUUAUUCAAUGUGUUUCUAUGGGCUAAUAACAGUAACAACAAAAUCAAUGUGUCAUCUAAUAAUUUUUGUAUAUAUUUUUUUAUACCUUUGAGGGGUCUUAAAAUUCUAAAUCAAAUACUGUAAUGAUCCUUAGUAUGACCAUCUUAAAACAAUUCCAUAAGUUAGCUUAGUAGAACCCCCCUUACCCCAGCUUAGACAGGGCUUAGAGUCUCUUAACUCUCUAGAGGGUUAAUAACUUCACCGUGCUGAAAAGGAUAUUCAAUGUCUGCUUUUUUUUACCCAUCUAUCAAUAGAUGGACUUCUUUGCGAGGCAUUGAAAAACCUCCCUUGUGUUUGUGUUUGAAUCUGUGUUUUAAAUUCACUGCUCGAAUGAGGGACCUUACAGAUAAUUGUAUGUGUGGGGUACAGAGAUGAGGUAGUCAUUUAAAAAUCAUAUUAAACACUAUUAUUGCACACAAAGUGAGUCCAUACAACUUAUUUGACCUGUUAAGCAAAUGUUCACUCCUGAACUUAUUUAGGCUUGCCAUAACAAAGUCAUUGAAUCCUUAUUGACUCAAGACAUUUCAGCUCUUAAUUUUUAAUUAAUUUUCCAAAUUUUAUAAAACAUAAUUCCACUUUGUCAUUAUGGGGUAUUGUGUGUAGGCCAGUGACACAAAAUCUCCAUUUAAUCCAUUUUAAAUUCAGACUGUAACAACCAAAUGUGGAAAAAGUCAAGGGUGUGAAUACUUUCUGAAGGCACUGUAUAUGUAUAUAUUAUUCAGUCUGGUCCAAUGAAAUUAAGAGAUUCUGGUGAACAUUCUUCUGCUGUAGACUUCUGUCUGUAGUACUCUGCUUCACUAGUGACUGUAAUCGCAAUGAAUAGGCUAAAUAGGGAGUUUAUUUUGAGUGAACUGAUUGUACAAUAUUUUUCGUAGAAUCUCUGUGAACCAAAAUAGAAAAUCUAGUGCUGUUCAUGACCUUUUCCAUAUUUUCUGUUAUGAUUGUUCUUGAAAUGUACGGACUCAAUAAAAAGUAACUAAAUACCUUU